AUGGACCCCCCGAGGACUCGGUCGCGGUCACGGUCAGGUUUCUUCCACUAUGGCAUGAACGGUGGUGGCAACGGCAAUAACGCAAUCAACAACGGGAACAUGAAUGCUAGCGGAGGGAUCGGGGUGAACUACCCCCAACAGAACAACACCGGCUGGGCUCCGCACACAGCGCGCAGCUAUACAGACAACCAGCACACCCAAGGGAACUACCUGUCUGGCGGGGCGCAACGCCACGCUUCGCAUGGAGCACACAGACACCCCGGCACUGGUAAGCUUCAACGUCUCCCUCCCUUUCCCUACUAAUCUUGAUGCAUCACACCCCGUGCAUAGAUGAGUGUACCAUGCAAUUUAGCAGGUGCCAGGCUUGACAUGUAAACAGUGCAGUCUUCCUCUUAGCUGUAUAACAUUUAUCUUCAGUGCAGUGUUCUUGGUGUUUAUUGUCUGAAAAUAUUUUCUCAUCCAUCUAGUGUUGUCUGUAGUCGGGUGACUAUGAGAGGUAAGGAGAGAAACUUUAGUAGCGUCCUCACUGCUUAUGUGAAAGGCCCGAACAGCCUGUCUGAUCUAUGAAUUGCCUACAUUUCCGAACAACAUUAAUAUAUUUGCCCCAUUUAUUUGUGCGUUAGAGAUGUCGCUGUAUCCUCUUUAACACCCAGGAAGCUCCUAUUCAAACUCCCAUUUGACAGCUCUGCAAGCGUUAAGUCAAAAAUAAGUUUGUUACUCACCAAAUAUGGAGUUUCGCUGAGCAAUUAUCUUUAUUUUCACCCGUUACGGCCAGUAUGUACUUCCAAAAAGGGUCAAAAUAUAUUUUUUUACACGCAGCCAAAAGCAAUGCCUAUUCGGCACCUCCAAUGGAUAGAUGACUAAUUACUGCCACGCACAGGUCAGAAGUCUACAACAGCUCAAUACAGUGGAAAGGCAUUUUUUUCGGUUGCUUGUAAAUAGAUAUUUAGACAUUUUUUGGAAGUACAUAUUGGCAGUAACGGGAGUUGAUAAAGAUGGUUGCUUAGUGAAACAAUAUCUGGUGAGUAACGAAAGUAUUUUGACAUUAUAACGCUUGCAAAGCUGUCUAAUGGGUGUUUCAGAACAAGCUCUAUUUUGGUGGUACAUUCUAAUUUACAUUACAUUUUAGUCAUUUAGCAGACGCUCUUAUCCAGAGCGACUUACAGUAGUGAGUACAUACAUUUUCAUAAAUUUUACAUACAUUCUAAUGGCUUGAUUCCACCCGAAAUACACAGCUAAAUUAUUGAAUACUUUAACGAGUUGUGGUAUUGAGUAGAAAUGCAUGACUUUACAAUAAAAAUGACCGAAUGUAUUAAUUCGGUGUGUUAGUGGUUUUGGAUAUCAUUUAGGCCAGGAAUCAUCAACUAGAUUAAGCCGCAGGCCAAAUGUAAUUUUGAAAAAUAUUUGUAAAAUAUGUGUUAAUUAUUUAUUGUUAUUUUUUUUUUGAGGGUAUGUUCAGGGGGCCGGAACAUAAUUACAAAGAAUUUGUAUACUGCAAAUUGACCACAAGAAGCCCAAACAGAUAUAAUAUUUGACUAAAACAUAAUCAUUUCAAACCUUUCUUACAUUUGUGUACGAUAACAUGUAUGUCUCUCUCUAUGUGUAGGAAUACUUUGGAACAGAUAUCCAAAAUUUAAAUCAUUUGGAGACGGUUUACUGGUGUUUUUAGUCGUCUGUCAAACAAAAUAAAUAAUUUUUGCUUAGAAAACUUGGGGGUGCCAAAUAAAAUCACGGCCCACAGACCGCCAGUUGGGGAACCCUGUCCUAGGCCCAUAUGGUCAAGACUAUUUCCUAAGUAAGAUUAAAAAACAUUAAACCUGUCUUCUCUUGAGAUUAGUAAUAUUUACAGGUUACUGCAAGAUAUGAAUUGCCAUAAUGACGUUUGUUCUUCAAAUUAUGUGUUCUAUUGGCUCUGCUGCUGUGGACACUUAGGGAAAGGAAUCCAUUUUGUAAUUUGGGUGAACUAUCACUUUAACAGUUUGGCCUGUCGAUCUCUGUGGGUGGGGUUUUUCAGGGGAGGGGGCAGGAUGUUUGUCACAGUUGGUGGGUUUUCAAAACUGUCAAUCAUUCACUGUGAGUGGGACUUUGAGGGAAGGUGGUAGAUUAGUCAUCUAGUCAGAACUAGUCUUUCAAUUUAGUUCAUUGUGGCAAAAACCUAGGAAAAAAGGUUGAUCUGUCAAAUGAACAUGGAUUCCCUGUUGAGAAACAAUAUAGAAUUGCAGGAAAAUGGUUUAAAAAAAUUCAGGGGGAGGACCCCCAGACCCCGCCAGAUUGUGCACCCCCACUUUUAUACAAAGUCAGGCGCCCCCAUGAAUAGACCUACAGGCAUGAUUGAAGAAUGAAGCAGGUGUUAAACUUGGUCUUUGCUACACAGAAAGCAACAGUUGACUACUUCAUUGUCGACACUAAUCAAAUCAGUAGGCCUAUAUCAAUAUCUGUAAUAAUACCAUAUACAGUGGGGAGAACAAGUAUUUGAUACACUGCCGAUUUUGCAGGUUUUCCUACUUACAAAGGAUGUAGAGGUCUGUAAUUUUUAUCAUAGGUACACUUCAACUGUGACAGACGGAAUCUAAAACAAAAAUUCAGAAAAUCACAUUGUGUGAUUUCUAAGUAAUUCAUUUGCAUUUUAUUGCAUGACAUAAGUAUUUGAUCACCUACCAACCAGUAAGAAUUCCAGCUCUCAUAGACCUGUUAGUUUUUCUUUAAGAAGCCCUCCUGUUCUUCACUCAUUACCUGUAUUAACUGCACCUGUUUGAACUCGUUACCUGUAUAAAAGACACCUGUCCACACAUUCAAUCAAACAGACUCCAACCUCUCCACAAUGGCCAAGAGCAGAGAGCUGUGUAAGGACAUCAGGGAUAAAAUUGUAGACCUGCACAAUGCUGGGAUGGGCUACAGGACAAUAGACAAGCAGCUUGGUGAGAAGGCAACAACUGUUGGCGCAAUUAUUAGAAAAUGGAAGAAGUUCAAGAUGACGGUCAAUCACCCUCGGUCUGGGGCUCCAUGCAAGAUCUCACCUCGUGGGGCAUCAAUGAUCACAAGGAAGAUGAGGGAUCAGCCCAGAACUACACGGCAGGACCUGGUCAAUGACCUGAAGAGAGCUGGGACCACAGUCUCAAAGAGAACCAUUAGUAACACACUACGCCGUCAUGGAUAAAAAUCCUGCAGCGCACACAAGGUCCCCCUGCUCAAGCCAGCGCAUGUCCAGGCCCAUCUGAAGUUUGCCAAUGACCAUCUGGAUGAUCCAGAGGAGGAAUGGGAGAAGGUCAUGUGGUCUGAUGAGACAAAAAUAGAGCUUUUUGGUCUAAACUCCACUCGCCGUGUUUGGAGGAAGAAGAAGGAUGAGUACAAACCCAAGAACACCAUCCCAACCGUGAAGCAUGGAGGUGGAAACAUCAUUCUCUGGGGAUGCUUUUUCUGCAAAGGGGACAGGACGACUGCACCGUAUUGAGGGGAGGAUGGAUGGGGCCAUGUAUCGCGAGAUCUUGGCCAACAACCUCCUUCCCUCAGUAAGAGCAUUGAAGAUGGGUCGUGGCUGGGUCUUCCAGCAUGACAACGACCCAAAACACACAGCCAGGGCAACUAAGGAGUGGCUCCGUAAAAAGCAUCUCAAGGUCCUGGAGUGGCCUAGCCAGUCUCCAGACCUGAACCCAAUAUAACAUCUUUGGAGGGAGCUGAAAGUCCGUAUUGCCCAGCGACAGCCCCGAAACCUGAAGGAUUUGGAGAAGGUCUGUAUGGAGGAGUGGGCCAAAAUCCCUGCUGCAGUGUGCAAACCUGGUCAAGACCUACAGGAAAUGUAUGAUCUCUGUAAUUGCAAACACAGGUUUCUGUACCAAAUAUUAAGUUCCGCUUUUCUGAUGUAUCAAAUACUUAUGUCAUGCAAUAAAAUGCAAAUGAAUUACUUAAAAAUCAUUUUUGUUUUAGAUUCCGUCUCUCACAGUUGAAGUGUACCUAUGAUAAAAAUUACAGACCUCUACAUGCUUUGUAAGUAGGCAAACCUGCAAAAUUGGCAGUGUAUCAAAUACUUGUUCUCCCCACUGUAAGUAUCAUGACAUUUGCUUUUAUAACCUUCAAUCUGUUUUCUUUUAUCAUAUUUUGGACCAGUAUUACGCGCUCUCUCUCCACUAACUAUUGUUCCUGCAGGGAGGAUUCAACGUUUUCAUAAUUUAUCAGCAAAUCGCCAAAAAGUAGUAGUAGUAGUAGUAGUAGUAGCCUACUAGGGAGCCAAAUGAACGGCUCGCUCACUGGUUCCGAUCGGUUCGUUCACGAACAACCCAUCACUAGGCUACACUGACGAGUCACUGGCAAGUCUCGACACUGGCUUCGAAUCCUAGGGAAAUAAAAACAAGAUAUUUUGGUUUACUUGUCCCGAAGUGAUACCAGGGAUGUAUAACGACGUUGUAUGAUUUAUGAAUAGCAAUGGGAUAUAGGAGAUUUUACUUUAUUCAGUCAGUUCGACACCUUUUUAUAAACUCGUGAACACAAGCUGUCCGCUCCUCAAAGAACCGUAAAUAGCCUAUGCGCCCCUACUCUGUGGCUGGCCAUAGGCCUAUGAAACAUGCAAAGAAAUUAAAUGAAUGUGCCGCAAAACGAUAAGCAGAUUAUAACUCAUUAUUACCACUGACAUUACAUGGGAUGUGUACAUUCACUCACAGGAGAUGAAGAAGCAUCAUGCGCUCCCGCCUCCAUGAAAAUACAUUUGACUGCAGCCAACCCCAGCGCACAAAAAUAACACCGGUGCAGAGAGGCGGGACAGACAGCAGACUGACAAACCAGCAGUGGUUCUCUGUCAUCGCUCGCUUUGUGACCGACAGGCGCCGUCCUAUCAUUAAUCCAUAGAAGUUGCAUAUCGUUCAUUCUAGCGAGAGAAGGCUAUUCAGACUUCUCUGACUAGCGAAUUGAAACUUUUAAAUGGAAAGAAGCCUAGUUAAUUUAUGAAGUGGAAAAAGUAGCUGGAUGACAAUGAGUCUUAUCGGUUGUUCAGCCGGAGCUUAUGGAAAACACUGCUCUGAGGAAACAUACCAUUAGAACAGAGUGGAUUACCUAGAGGCAGAGAGGCCUAUGAAUGAAUGCAAGCUUUUAAUGAAGAGCUUUUUUAAUAGCGCUGCCGCCAUCCAGACCUAAUAAACAACCCACACAGAGGAAUAUGCGCACGCAAAGACACACCUACCGACACACAUUAGGCUACCCCCCCCCCCCGACACAACAAAGAGGAAUUUAUGGGUAUGACUGAAAUGCUGUAUCUCCCAGCUGUUUAAUCCUCCUCCCUGCUCUAGGCAGCUGAAGAUGCCUCUUCUUGAAUACUGUGUGUGAUUUACAGUGUAUUUGGUUUAGUGUGUGCUGUGAGCAGAGCUCUUGGCAUGUCACAGCUCUUAACAUCACUUUCAGGGGAAUGUGUCAGUACUGGAUUUGGAGGUGCUGAAUAUGUCACUUCAUUUCACCACUCUUUCUCUCCCUCUGUCUGUGCUCGAACAGACAAACUGCACGUUUUGGCCUUGAGGAAGAGCAGCUUAGACUAGGCCUAGUGGCUCAAUCCUGGAACCAGGGUUGUAUGCGUCAUGCAGCCACUGGCUCAAAUAGGUGCCAUUUCUGUACCAAGACCCAGAUACUAGGACUAGGGCCUUAUAACCUGGCAAACAUCACCCAACCCAGCCCAAUCCUUUCCUUGUGACACAUCACACGGCUCAGCGUCUGGAUCUCUGUGUCCUUCCCUGUCCCUGUCGGAGCGCCAGUCGCCUGGCUGCUCUCUUCUGUUCUGCUGCCGCUGGCGGCGCGUCUUUGAGCUGUCAGUCUCCCCCGACUUCAUAGAGCUGUGGCGUCGCAGAGAGAGGAGCGCUCUCAGAUCAGUUUUUUUCUGAAGAGACGGAGGGAGGGGGCUAGUUGGGGGAGGGAGAGAGGGGGUGGGUGGGGUUGUUUUUGGUUUUCAGGAAACUCCGUCAGUGCAGUUCAAGGGCAUCUCUGCCUGUGAAAGAUUGGAGUGUGUGUCUGUGUAAUAUUGUGUGUCUGUGAGGCAGCAGACGGGGUGGUUUUAUAUUUGAGAUCAGAGAGAUUGUUACAUCGUAGAGAGCAUGGUUCUCCCCUUGUCAGUGGAAGAUGGAACUAAACCAGGCAAUUCAAAGCCAUUUAGACACAUUCACAGACCUAGACUGAUCAUACUUUAUCCAGCUAUAAUAAGUGUGUAGUUUUCCCCUCAGAGUUUAGGCACAAUUUGGGCUGCUACUUUCUCAACAGAUGCUAAUCGCAGAGAGGGUUAGAAGGAGCAUGAUUGCUGGUGUGUACAUGUUAGCCAAGCCCAUCCAGGCCUAUGUCCGAGUCUUGGGAUGUUUUGUUAAGCCUACAGCCUGGUUUGACCCUCCUGUUAUUCUCACUCUGGCCUAUAGGAGGUGUCCUUCACUUCCACCCUGAUAACGUCUGCAGUGAUGAGCGGGACAAGGUGAGUAUAUUUACCUUUCCCUAUUACACCCAGUACCAGCACAGCCGUAGGAAUGCUAUAGCAUGGUGUUAAAGUGGAACUGACAGUGUUUUAGCAGCAUGAAAUCGUAUAAAAUAUGUUCUGUCAAGCGAGCACAUAGAUAUGGUAAUUUUCAUACUUUCAUAGAAUGUUUGGGAAUUAAGUACAGUAAGGCCUUUGUGCUAACAUUUUAUAGCAAUAUAGAGUGGGAAAGUGGCUGUGCGUUUGGACAAUUAAGACACAGUAAGCCAGAGCAAGAUGAGCCAAAAUCUAACGAGGUAACAGUAGAUAAACCCUUGCAAACUUCUUCAGCUUGUAGUUGGCUGUCAAAAUUGCACUGAUAAACGAUGGGGAAUAAUAGUAGGCUGCUUGCCCUUCUGCAGUCUGCCUGCCAAUGCAUGCUUGUCCCAACCCACGUUUUGACAACUGAAUGGGAACUUACCUGCCUGCCCGACCAUUUGAUCGAUGCCAAAUACAUUUGGUUGACAACUAAGAGAUAUGCUAACUGGAUAAGUAGUUCAUGUUCAGCAUAGCUAGCUAGCAAAGUGAUUCACAUUUCUUGCUAGCUAACCAAAUGACACUAAUAUCUCUAGCGGUGGCCACAGAAAAAUUAUAUGGGGGAGGGAGGGAGUCAUUUGUGACAUGACAUCCUUCCAGCAGUUAGCUAGGUAGCUAGGCUCUGUGCUUUUGCCCUGCCAAAUAAAUAGCCACAUGAGGUAAGCUAGCCUAUUAGCCACGUUAUGACAGACUUGUUAUGCCCUCGCUAGUUUGAUUGAAUUGGCCUUACUUUCAUCAAUUUUUGUCCAAAAUAUUGAGUCAAUGAAACUGAAACCGUGCAUCCGAAUGAAUGGCUGGAGGCAACAAACAAUGUACCAGCUGUGAUUUACAACCAGAUAGCAAUAUUUGUUGGACUACCAAGAAAUGUAAUGGUGAAGUAUUUUCAUAAUGCAUUGAAGUGCAUCCAGCUAUUCUGCCAACAAUACCCUACUCUACGUCAUGGAAUAUUUAGCGAAAUAGAACCUAUUUUUAAAACCUCUUAUGAAGUUUGGUGUUGUAGCGUAAAUAGUGAAUUUUGUAUUUUUGACUUAUGAUUGUCUGUUUAUCUGCAAAGUAGUUAACUGUCAGUUCCACUUUUAAAAAAUGAUCCAUGUGUCUCUCUCUCUCUGUAGAUGGAGGACAGUCCUAGCCCUAAGCGACAGCGUCUUUCCCAGCAGUCUAUGUUAGAUCUAAGCUCUGCCCCUCCCCCCACCCCAUCUUCUCCCAUUCGUCCCUGGGAGCUACCCCACACCCCAACUACCUGGGCCCCGCCCCCACCCAGUCGCAGACCACACCCCCACUACCCGCCAGAGCGAUGCCACACUCCUGUCCGCAACCGCCGCAGGUAAGUAUGUGUGUGUUUUUGUGUGUGUUAAACGUUACAAUGGGUUCGGCAUCAUUGUAAAGUAAUUUUUCCUCAGGGCAUUAUCUGAUGUGAUGAGGAUGUUUGGUAGAAAUGACGUUGAUAUUGUCAGUGUCUCUCUCUCUCUCCCCAGUCCUCCAAUGAGACGCCAGCGAGGCCGCCGUGACCGUCUCCCCCACCACCACCCCCCUCACCCUCAUCACCACCACUACCACCACCACCAUCACCACAACCCUCACCAUCAUCACCCCCACCACAGCCUCUCAGCAGGGCUUCAGGAUGAGAACUACCGCCACCCCGUCCCCCCUCAGAGUUACCCCUAUAACCAGCCUGAGGAGCGCCCCUACCACCCCCCCAACCUGUCCCCUCGCCCCCUCCACCACCCUGCUAACCUGUCCCCCAGGUUGAUGCACCCUCACCCCCAGCCUCACCCCCCUCAGCAGCAGAGCGGUGUGGUGCUGGACCUCCAUGACCAGGUCAGUGGGGAAACAGGAAGCCGCUUGUAUAGUUGUCAAUAAAGCAUUAUUGAAUUUGAUUAGGGUCAUAUUUAUCCUUCUACAUGGAGGUUCAGGUAGUGUGGUUGUUUGAACUCUGACCUUUGACUUCUGCGCAGGUGUCGUACCCAGUCUCUCCCCCUGGUGGCCCCCCCGGCCUGCCCCCCCACUCGGCCCCCCAGCAGCUCCCAGCAUGCUCGGUGGUCUUUAGUGGGCAGCACUACCCUGUCUGCAGUGUCCCUCCAUCUGUGAGUUCAACUAGCCUGACUGUCUGACUUGUGUAUCUCUUUGAUACUCUGUUAGUCUGACACUGAUCGUAUGCCUACUUCAUGUACAGUGCCAUCAGAAAGUAUUUAUACCCCUUGACUUAUUACACAUUUUGUUGUUACAGCCUUAAUUCAAAAUUGAUUAAAACCACAGAAAAAAUCUCACCCAUCUACACACACUACUCCAUAAAGAGAAAGUGAAAACAUGUUUUUAGAAAUGUUAGCAAAUGUAUUGAAAAUGAAAUGCAUAAAUAUCUCAUUUUAAAUAAGUUAUCACACCCCUGAGUCAAUACUUUGUAGAAGCACCGUUGGCAGCGAUUACAGCUAUGAGUCUUUCUGGGUAAGUCUCUAAGAGCUUUCCACACCUGGAUUGUGCAACAUUUGCCCAUUAUUCUUCAAAUUGGUUGUUCAUCAUUGAUAGGCAACCAUUUUCAGGUCUUGCCAGGGAUUUUCAAGUAGAUUUAAGUCAAAACUAACUCGGCCACUCAGCAACAUUCACGGUCUUCUUGGUAAGCGAAUCCAGUGUAUAUUUGGCCUUAUGUUUUAGGUUAUUGUUCUGCUGAAAGGUGAAUUCAUCUCCCAGUGUCUGGUGGAAAGCAGACUGAACCAGAUUUUGCUCUAGGAUUUUGCCAGUGCUUAGCUCCAUUCCGGAUAUUUUUUUAAAUCCUGAAACUCCCCAGUUCUUAAAGAUUACAAGCAUUCCCAUAACAUGAUGCUAUGAAAAGCCAAGUGACAUUUACUCCUUAUGUACUGACCUGUUGCAACCUCUACAACCACUGUGAUUAUUAUUUGACCCUGCUGGUCAUCUAUGAACGUUUGAACAUCCUGGAGAAAAAUCUGGCCUUAAUGGCCAUGUACUGUUAUAAUCUCCACCCGGCACAGCCAGAAGGGGACUGACCACCCCUCAGAGCCUGGUUCCUCUCUAGGUUUCUGCCUUUCUAGGGAGUUUUUCCUAGCCACCGUGCUUCUACGUCUGCAUUGCUUGUUGUUUGGGGUUUUAGGCUGCGUUUCUGAAUAGCACUUUGUGACAUCUGCUGAUGUAAAAAGGGCUUUAUAAAUAUAAUUGAUUGAUUAACCCACCACUAUGCUUGAACAUCUGGAGAGUGGCACGCAGUAAUGUGUUGUAUUGGAUUUACCCCAAACACAAUACAUUGUAUUCAGGACAAAAAGUUAUUUGCUUUGCCACAUUUUUUGCAGUAUUACUUGUUGCAAACAGGAUGCAUGUUUUGGAAUAUGUUUAUUCUGUACAGGCUUCCUUUUCACUCUGUCAAUUAGGUUAGUAUUGUGGAGUAACUACAAUGUUGAUCUAUUUCUCCUAUCACAGCCACUAUACUCUGCAACGGUUUUAAAGUCACCAUUGGCCUCAUGGUGAAAUCCCUGAGCGGUUUCCUACCUCUCCGGCAACUGAGUUAGGGAGGACGCCUGUGUCAUUGUAGUGACUUGAUAAGCACAUUUUUACUCCUGAACUUAUUUAGGCUUGCCAUAACAACAAAAGGGUUGAAUAGUUAUUGACUCAAGACAUUUUUGUGUUUUCAUUUUUAUAAAAAAAAAAUAUGUGAAAAACACAAUUCCACUUCGACGUUAUGGGGUAUUGUGUGUAGGCCAGUGACAACAUGUGGAAAAAGUCAAGGGGUGCGAAUACUUCCUGAAGGCACUGUACCUCUCCUUUCCCUCCCUGUUUUCCAUCAGUGUGUUUGUUCAAAUUCAUGUAUGCAUAAUUAAUCUCAUCUUUAUCGAGGGUGUCAAUAAUUGGAGCCCAAUGUAUAUAUGCAGGACUGUUUCUUUUAUACUGUUUUUCACACUAUUUAUAUACUGGAUUCUUGACAUGGCUGACUGUAAUAUCUACUGCUGUACAUAUCAUUCUUAGUAUAUCUUUUUGAUGCAUGUACGCAUCGCUUGCAUUUAGAUUACGGAUAAUGUUAAUUGGAUUCAUCCUGACGUGUGGUUUCUAGUUUUGGAUUUAUUAGUUGUGUACUUGUUUUACAUUUUAUUGCACUGUUAGGAGCUAGUAACAAGUAUUUCACUGCACACGCUAUAACAUCUGCUGAACUGUGUACACAACCAAUAAACAUUGUUUGUUUUGGUCUCUCCUCUAUAAUGUAAUCGAAUGUUCUCUCUCUCUCUCUCUCUCUCUCAGGUUCUGCAGACGUGCUCUGUGCAACACCUGCCCAUGCCCUACACGUUCCCCUCCCUGCUGUCCAGUGACCCCACCUUUCUCCUGCCCCCUCCCCACCUGUCCCACCAUCCCCCUCACAUCCCCCAGCCUGGACAGUUUGGACCCUACCCCACACAGCAGGCCAGAUCGGUGAGUGGCACUAUCUAGCAUUACAAGCCAUUUGAAGCUCAUCAGCAACAUCUCUCUUUCUUUUUUUCCCUAGCCAUUACAGAGGAUAGAGAAUGACGUGGAGCUGUUGGGGGAGCACCUGUCGUUAGGGGCGGGUCUACACUACCCCCCUGCCCCCCACCCCGGCCUGCCCCCCCAUUCCACUCAGCUCCACUUCCUCUCCCAUGAGCCUCUGCCACAGGAGUUCUUUGGAGUGGUGAGUGUCUCUCUCUGACCUCUUUAUCUCUCACUCCCACAUCAUGGUGAUUGUGGCAUCAUCUUUUAAGCCAUUUUAAAAGGCCUGCGUUGAUGUUUUUUCAUUUGGUCAUAUGAAAUCCAGUAAUUAUUUAUCUUCUCAGUCGUAUCCUAACUUCCUGCCACGGCGUAUCCCAGGACGACGCUACCGCUCACAGCAGCCACUGCCACCCUCGCCUUACCACCCCAGUUUCCUGCCUUACUUCCUGUAAGUCACCCAUCUGUCUCUAGCUCUGCAUCAUGGGUUUUGUAGUUUAGACAAUCAGUAGACGCUGCCCUAUUGGUUGGAAGUAGCCUACUGUUGUGGCACAGCGUAUUUGUGCGAAUACAGUUGAGCUUUUAUGUAUGUUUGUCACAUGAGCUGUGUAAGCACACAGUGUCUCCCUCUCUGUCAGCUCUAUGCUGCCAGUCCAGCCUACAGGCCCUGCCAUCAGCCUGGAGCUAGACGUAGAUGACGGAGAGGUGGAGAACUAUGAGGCUCUUCUCAACCUGGCCGAGCGUCUGGGAGAGGCCAAGCUCAGAGGACUGACCAAGGGAGACAUCGAGCAGCUGCCUUCCUAUAGGUUCAACCCCAACAACCACCAAUCAGAACAGACUCUGUGAGUACUUCCCCUUGACCUACCAGAGCUGAGGAUACUAUCCUCCGCCCUCGCCAAUCCGAGCAUGCAGUUGGUGUUGUUGGUACUUCUGUUGAAAUAAUGUUGUAAUAACGUUGUAAUAAAGUUGUACUGUUGUAUUGCAGGUGUGUGGUGUGUAUGAGUGACUUUGAGUCACGUCAGUUACUGCGAGUUCUACCCUGCAGUCAUGAGUUCCAUGGAAAGUGUGUCGACAAGUGGCUCAGGGUGAGUCUCUCGCUUGCUCUAGUAUUUCACAAUGCACGAUCAACUAUACUGAACAAAAAUAAACGCAACAUGUCAAGUGUUGGUCCCAUGUUUCAUGAGCUGAAAUAAAUGAUCCCAGAAAUGUUCCACACGCACAAAAAGCGUAUUUAUCUAAAAUUUUGAGCAGAAAUUUGUUUACAUCCCUGCUAGUAUCUCUCCUUUGCCAAGAUAAUCCAUCCACCUGACAGGUGUGGCAUAUUAAGAAGCUGAUUAAACAGUAUGAUCAUUACACAGGUGCACCUUGUGCUGGGGACAAUAAAAGGCCACUUUAAAAUGUGCAGUUUUGUCACACAACACAAUGCCACAGCUGUCUCAAAUUUUGAGGGAGUGUGCAAUUGGAAUGCUGACUGCAGGAAUGUCCACCAGAGCUGUUGCCAGAAUUUAAUGUUAAUUUCUCUACCAUAAACCGCCUCCAACGUCGUUUUCGAGAAUUUGGCAAUGCGUCCAACCGGCCUCGCAACCGCAGACCACGUCUAACCACGCCAGCCCAGGACCUCCACAUCCGGCUUCUUCACCUGCGUGAUCGUCUGAGACCAGCCACCCGGACAGCUGACUAAACUGUGGGUUUGCACAACUGAAGAAUUUCUGCACAAAUUGUUACAAACCAUCUCAGGGAAGCUCAUAUGUGUGCUUGUCGUCCUCACCAGGGUCUUGACCUGACUUCAGUGGUCAAAUGUUAACUUUUGAUGGCCACUGGCACGCUGGAGAAGUGUGCUCUUCACGGAUGAAUCCCAGUUUCAACUGUACCGGCAGAUGGCAGACCGCAUGUAUGGCGUCGUGUGGGCGAGCGGUUUGCUGAUGUCAACGUUGUGAACAGAGUGCCCAAUGGAGGUGGGGUUAUGGGCAGGCAUAAGCUACGGAGAACGAACACAAUUGCAUUUUAUCAAUGGCAUUUUGAAAGCACAGAGAUACCGUGAAGAGAUCCUGAGGCCCAUUGUCGUGCCAUUAAUCCGCCGCCAUCGCCUCAUGUUUCAGCAUAAUGCAUGGCCCCAUGUCGCAAGGAUCUGUACACAAUUCCUGGAAGCUGAAAAUGUGUCAGUUCUUCCAUGCUCUGGAUCAACGUGUACGACAGUGUUCUAGUUCCCGCCAAUAUCCAGCAACUUCGCACAACCAUUUAAAGAAUAGUGGGACAACAUUCCACAAGCCACAAUCCAUGCCCCUGCCUUUUUGUAAAGGUUUCUGUGACCAAACGGAAGCAUAUCGGUAUUCCUAGUCAUGUGUUAUCCAUAGAUUAGGGCCUAAUGAAUUUGUUUCAAUUGACUGAUUUCCUUAUAUGAACUGUAACUCAGUAAAAUCGUUUAAAUUGUUGCAUUUUAUAUUUUUGUUCUGUGCAUUUGGCAAACAUACUUUUCUAGAUACUGUGAAACAUCUUACAUCUUCAUACCUAGUUCUCAUUCCAACUGAAGCUCCCUCUAAAAAAACAAAUCUAGAGUUCUCCAGUAAUGAUCAAGUCAUCCCUGCAUGUUAACUGACAAUGUAUCCCUCUCUGUUGUCUCUCUCCAGGCUAACAGGACUUGCCCCAUCUGUAGAGCGGAUGCCUCAGAGGUCCAGCGAGACUCAGAGUGACCACCAGGGGGAGUCAACCACUGACUGUCAAACAGUUUUAGCACUGCCCCCCCCCCACCCCCCUCCCCUGCAUCUCCUUUCCUUCUCCUGUAACUCUGCUCUCAUCUCUCAUUUUGCUGCCCCACACUCCACCUUCAAUCUCUCUUUUUGAAAUGUUUGGCUCUCUCUGCCUCCUUCCACUCUGCCCUCCAUCUCUUCUUUAGCACUCUUGCCCUUCUGUCCUCUUCAGCCUCACACUCCAUUCCCUCUGGUCAGGCACACACCCCUCAGCUGAACCCGCUGGGGGGGGGGGGGGUCUGCGCACAAGCUAA
This is a messenger RNA of Coregonus sp. 'balchen', 13946 nucleotides long. The record is from the annotation of a GenBank genome assembly. NCBI's taxonomy places the organism in Eukaryota, Metazoa, Chordata, Actinopteri, Salmoniformes, Salmonidae.